AUGAUGUUUCCCAAGGGCCACCGCAUCUACCCCGGCCACCCAGCCCUGGGUAGGUGCGCCCGGUUCCUCCACCUCGACACGGGUGCCCUGGUCCGCGCCCGGGUCCCGUUCCUUGGCGACAGCUACUGGGUCGUCGACUUGGUCAACGUCCUCCUGCUGCUAGUGCGGGACCUAGACCCGGACUACGGCGGCGCCGUCCGCCUCCUCCACCCUUUCACCGGCGACUUCACCGAGCUUCCACCCCUAGGGACGCUCCUCCCGCACCUGGGCCCGUAG
Molecule: messenger RNA, 276 nt
Organism: Miscanthus lutarioriparius
Lineage: Eukaryota; Viridiplantae; Streptophyta; Magnoliopsida; Poales; Poaceae
Source: the annotation of a GenBank genome assembly